UGAACAGAGUAUCUGCCAGGCCCGGGCGUCCGUGAUGGUCUACGAUGACACCAGUAAGAAGUGGGUGCCCAUCAAACCUGGCCAGCAGGGCUUCAGCCGGGUCAACAUCUACCACAACACUGCCAGCAACACCUUCAGGGUCGUCGGAGUCAAGCUGCAGGACCAGCAGGUUGUGAUCAAUUACUCAAUCGUGAAAGGGCUGAAGUACAAUCAGGCGACGCCGACCUUCCACCAGUGGCGAGAUGCCCGCCAGGUCUACGGCUUAAACUUUGCGAGCAAGGAGGAGGCGACCACGUUCUCCAAUGCGAUGCUGUUUGCCCUGAACAUCAUGAACUCCCAAGAAGGAGGCCCCUCCAGCCAGCGCCAGGUGCAGAAUGGCCCCUCUCCUGACGAGAUGGACAUCCAGAGAAGACAAGUGAUGGAGCAGCAGCAGCAGCGUCAGGAGUCUCUCGAGAGAAGGACCUCGGCCACAGGAGCUGUGGGCGCCCUCACGGCCCGAGCCCAGUGCUCCUGGUGCAGCCCGCCAUCCCCUCCGCGAACCUCUGGCCCGGCCCAGCUGCCCUGCGGGCCCUUGCAGCACGUCACCGACAGUCCCACGGCUGCCCUCCCGCCACUCAUAAUUCCGCCCCCACCCCCACCCCCAGUCCCGCCUCCACCCACUGGGGCCACCCCACCUCCCCCACCCCCCCUGCCAGCCGGAGGAGCCCAGGGGUCCAGCCACGAUGAGAGCUCCGUGUCAGGACUGGCUGCUGCCCUGUCCGGGGCCAAGCUGAGGAGAGUCCAGCGGCCAGAAGAUGCAUCUGGAGGUUCCAGCCCCAGUGGGACCUCGAAGUCUGACGCCAACCGGGCCAGCAGCGGGGGAGGAGGCGGCCUCAUGGAGGAAAUGAACAAACUGCUGGCCAAGAGGAGGAAAGCAGCCUCCCAGACAGACAAGCCCGCCGACAGAAGGGAAGAUGAAAGCCAAACGGAAGAUCCCAGCACCUCCCCGUCUCCGGGGACCCGAGCAGCCAGCCAGCCACCUAACUCCUCAGAGGCUGGCCGGAAGCCCUGGGAGCGGAGCAACUCAGUGGAGAAGCCUGUGUCCUCAUUACUGUCCAGGAUGAAGCCUGCCGGGAGCGUGAAUGACGUGGCCCUUGACGCCUUUGAUUUGGAUCGAAUGAAGCAGGAGAUCUUGGAGGAGGUGGUCAGAGAGCUGCACAAGGUGAAGGAGGAGAUCAUCGACGCCAUCAGGCAGGAGCUGAGUGGGGUCAGCACCACGUAGGGCGGCGCCAGCCCCGGCCGCGACAAGACGUCGGUCCAUCGACGACGGAGGACACGGAAGCCGCCCGCUCUGGGCCUCCGCGGGCACAGGGCACACGCCGACGCCGGGGCCGCUUCGCCCAGUCUCAGCCUGUGACACGUGCCGUGAGGAAGCGGGGUCCAGCCCUGGAGUUUUUAGUCUAUCGACACAGAACACCGGGUCUAUCGUCUUUUUGUAUUUUAUAUUUGCUUAUUUAAGUGUACGUUUCUUUUGGUUGAUAGCGAGGACGCCCCCAACCACCCGCUUCAUUAGACGGUUCCUGAGUUUUCUCCUAGGCGGGCUGGUGGCGGCGUGGCUGGCAGCGCCGGCGAGCGCAGCAUGGCACUGCCACCUGGCAGGGCUGCCGCCAGCUCUGGCCCCAGCCGUCCUGGUGUUGAGCUGCCCGUGCACUGCAGUCUGUCCACACAGUAAUAAACGGCUUAUGUCCACA
This is a messenger RNA of Tupaia belangeri chinensis (Chinese tree shrew), 1730 nucleotides long. RefSeq names its product Enah/Vasp-like (gene EVL). The record is from RefSeq and is a predicted model, not a curated record. Gene Ontology annotation, molecular function: actin binding; SH3 domain binding; profilin binding. NCBI's taxonomy places the organism in Eukaryota, Metazoa, Chordata, Mammalia, Scandentia, Tupaiidae. Gene Ontology annotation, biological process: positive regulation of actin filament polymerization; protein homotetramerization; actin polymerization or depolymerization. Bases 35 to 1261 code for a protein of 408 amino acids. The transcript has 14 exons. Gene Ontology annotation, cellular component: cytoskeleton.